UCAACUAUGAUGUUUGUGCGGAAAGCGCGCGCCACUGACCAGUCGCGAUGGGGUCGCUGAAGGUGUUCGGUCUCACUGUGGUUGUGCUUGUUGGACUCGGAAUUAUUGCAGGUGGUAUCACAUGGAUCGUCUUGUGGACGAGGGAUUCGUCGCCGCCACCACCGGAACUAAUUCCGAUAGAUUGGUGGCAGCAUUGCUCGCUCUACCAGAUCUACCCUCGCUCCUUUAAAGAUAGCGAUGACGAUGGCAUCGGCGAUUUGAAAGGUAUCACCGAAGAGUUGGAGCAUUUCGUUGACGCAGGAGUAGACGCGAUAUGGAUGUCGCCCAUCUUCGAAUCACCGAUGAUCGACUUCGGUUACGAUAUCAGCAACUUUUACGAAAUCCAUUAUGAGUAUGGAACCAUGGAAGACUUCGAAGUCCUUCUUAACCGAUCUCAUGAAUUAGGAAUUAAAUUGCUAUUGGAUUUCGUGCCAAAUCAUGCCAGCAAUGAGUCGGAAUACUUCAAGAAAUCCUUGGCAAGAGAACCUGGCUACGAAGACUUUUUCAUUUGGGCAGAUGGUCGGCCAGAUCCAAGCAAUACUACCGAUAGACUGCCACCAUCAAACUGGGUAAGCCAAUUUGGUGGUUCAGCGUGGGAAUGGAGGGCAGAACGUCAGCAGUAUUAUCUUCAUCAAUUCGCCGUUGAACAGGCAGACUUCAAUUUUAGAAACCCAGCCGUGAGAGAGGAGAUGAUAAACAUCAUGAAAUUCUGGCUCGAUAAAGGAGUUGACGGAUUCAGAGUUGACGCACUUCCAUACUUAAUAGAGGCAGAUCCGGCUGAUCACGAGGGAAGAUACCCAGACGACCCCCUGAGUGGGCUAUUACAAUUCGAAUCGCACCAACUUGGUUAUACAAUCCCCCUGUACACGAAAGAUCUCAUAGAAUUAUACGACGUUGUUUACGAAUGGCGCGACUAUGUAGAUCGAUACCUGGAGGAUCACCCUGGUGACACUCGAGUUCUCUUCUCGGAAGGUUACGCCAACGUUUCCAUGACGAUGUUGUACUAUGGCAACGAGGAGGGAGCGAUUGGAGCACACUUCCCGUUCAACUUUGAUUUUGUAACGGAUCUCUCAUCCAGAUCUACUGCUAGAGAUUUCGUGUACAUUAUUCUUCGAUGGCUGACUUACAAGCCACAUGGAGCAACGCCAAAUUGGGUGUUUGGUAAUCAUGACAACAAUCGGAUGCCCACACGGUUCCGAGAAAAUAUGGUAGAUGGACUCAACUCACUUAAUAUGCUGCUGCCUGGUGUAGCCGUCACCUAUCAGGGCGAAGAGAUUGGUAUGAAAGAUGGCUAUGUAAGCUGGGAAGAUACCGUUGAUGUGGAGGCCAUAAAUCGAGGAGAUGAAGACACCUACCUUCUUUAUUCUCGAGAUCCUGCGAGGACGCCUUACCAUUGGAACAACUUAAAAAAUGCAGGCUUUUCCACUGCUAACAGAACAUGGCUGCCUGUUGCUGAAGAUUACCCAGAAAUUAAUUUAGCUAAACAGAAGGAAGACGCACGUAGUCACUUUAAGGUUUACCAAGCUCUGACGGCCUUGCGUAAAGAGAAGGCUUUGUCUCACGGCGAAUACAACAUUAGAGCUCUAUCAGACCGUUCCUUGUACUUAGUGCGGUACCUCAGGACUUAUGACACGAUAGUGCUCCUAUUCAACGUUGCUGAUCGCUCUGACGUCAUCAACCUUAACAGGGUUAUGCAUCUCAAACUACCAGCAACAGUUUAUAUAUCUAGCAUACAUUCUACUAGGAAUACAGGGGACGUGAUUGAAAGCGAACAGCUCACCCUGGCACCAGGAGAAGCCAUCGUGCUGAAAGCCGAACCUGUUGCAUAAAACGAUAACGGAUGAUUCACCGGAGUCAAUUCUAACUGCAUUAUAAAUAUCGAGUCAAAAUAAAACAUCUGCUGAAACUGUAUUUAUAUCUUCCGGAUAUAGAUUUAUAUUUUUAAAGCCUUUGGAUGAAGAGUUGCAAUGUAACUUAUAAUGUAAAUAUUAGUUCUGUAAUUUAUUUAUAACAUAGUUAUAAGAUUAGUCAAGAUAAAACUGUUUAAAUAUA
Molecule: messenger RNA, 2091 nt
Organism: Vanessa tameamea
Lineage: Eukaryota; Metazoa; Arthropoda; Insecta; Lepidoptera; Nymphalidae
Product: maltase 1-like
Exons: 9
Coding region: 48-1868 (606 amino acids)
Biological process (GO): carbohydrate metabolic process
Source: RefSeq, a predicted model, not a curated record